This is a messenger RNA of Rhineura floridana, 4322 nucleotides long. RefSeq names its product small integral membrane protein 10-like protein 2A (gene SMIM10L3). Gene Ontology annotation, molecular function: STAT family protein binding. Bases 167 to 1246 code for a protein of 359 amino acids. Gene Ontology annotation, biological process: negative regulation of transcription by RNA polymerase II; protein dephosphorylation. The transcript has 4 exons. Gene Ontology annotation, cellular component: nucleus. NCBI's taxonomy places the organism in Eukaryota, Metazoa, Chordata, Lepidosauria, Squamata, Rhineuridae. The record is from RefSeq and is a predicted model, not a curated record.
CUUUUGCGAGGGGAACCCGUGCGAGCCCGGGGCAGGCGUUGGCAGUUGGGCAGAAACUCUGGGGACGAGGAGGAGGCGGAGCUCUGCAGGUUCAUAUUGAGAUUCACUAACUUGUGACUUAUGCUGCAACUAAAAGGCAAUCCACCGUAUACUGUGGUUCAGUACAAUGCAGAGUUUGGAGGAUAGACGAGUGAUGCAUCUCUCUUAUAUUAAUAUGGAAAAGGGAGACGAUUUAGGACACCAGCAGCUGCACAAAAAUGGCCUAAAUGAGCAGAAUGAGAUUCUUCGUCUUCCAAAUAUCCAUUCAUUAGUGAACAAUUCUCACAUGGAUAAUAAUCAUUUGCAAAAGGAGUUUUUCUCUCUUAAGAUUAGGAACUGCGCUCUAUUUAAAGCUGUUCCAUUGCCUCAUAUUGGCAAAAAAAUGCCACCACAUCUGAGCGAUACAGCAAGUGGAGCUGCAUCCUCAAAGGAAUCACUUGGUCUGCUCUUUUCUCCAGAAAAAGGUACAUUUGAGAAGCUCUUUAAACACUUUGAAGGCGCUGCAGUGAUAGGAUGGCUGCAGAGAGCCCACAACUUCAUUGGUGACAUGGGCACAUGGAGUUAUUGUGGUGAUAAUUUUGUACGCUUUGCACACUUCUGGAUAUCUGAGCUCCAGUACAAUCAAAAACAGCAACUGUUAGAACUGGAAAUGGGGGUUAUUGAGGAUGAAGUACGCCUUGCAUUUGAGGGAUCAGACUCCAAGGAAUUCCAGCCAUCGGAUUUGAAUUCCAUUCUUGCUGCUGUACUGAGUGAAUAUCCUGUGGGACUUGUGAACAACCAGAACCCAUAUGUUUUUCUUGACUACUUAAACCUUAUGUCUUCAGCUGAUACAUCUGGAUAUAAGAAAAUGCUUUCAAGUAUACAGUACACAACCAAGAACCCUCAGAUAGCUCAGUGGUUACUAGCUAUACGAGCAUUUGCGCUUGCAAAUCUCUGGCAUGCAAUAGUGAAGUUCUAUAAGGCAUUGGUCAAAACCCAGCUCUCUUCUGAACAACCUAUCAAGAGUUCUGUUUCUGCUACUAGAAAGCAAUCCAGUGAAGUGGUUAAAGAAAGGUGCAGCUUCUCAGUUGGCAUCCUAUCCGCAACCUUAAUUAAUUUCAUUGGAAUUUGUGCAAGGGCCCCAUUGAAAUCUAUUGAUGUUGUUUUGCAGAACAGCUUAGUCAAUUGCAUUUCUAGGUUUCCCUAUAUAUACACAGUGGGACAUUGACUGAAAUGCUAAAAUUUAAGGGUCUUGACUCCGUCACAUGUGCACAGUACCCCAAUGCAGAAGAGUUCUACCAGGUGUGUUUUCCCCAGUCUCGCAACACAGGUUUUAAAUCUAAGCAGUGUACAAGGGAUCAUAGAAUAGUUUAAUUGGAAGGGGCCUAUAAAGCCAUCGAGUUCAACCUCCUGCUCAAUGCAGGAAUCCAACUUAAAGCAUACCGGACAGGUGGCUGUCCAGCUGCCUCUUGAACGCCUCCACUUUUGGACAGCCCACCACCUCCCUAGGGAAUUAGUUCCAUUGCUGUCUUGCUCUAACAGUAAGUUUUUUGUAAUGUUUAGUUGAAAUCUGACUUUCUGUAACUUGAGCCCAUUAUUCUGUGACCUGCACUCUAGGAUGAGUGAGAAGAGAUCCUGGCCCUCCUCUGUGUGACAACCUUUCAAGUAUUUGAAGAGUGCUAUCAUAUCUCCCCUCAGUCUUCUCUUCUCCAGACUAAACAUGCCCAGUUCUUUCAUUCUCUCCUCAUAGGGACUUUGUUUCCAGUCCCCUGAUCAUUGUUGUUGCCCUCCUCUGAACCUGUUCCAGUUUGUCUGCAUCCUUCUUAAAGUGCGGUGUCCAGUCAUUAAUAAAAAUGUUGAAGAGCACUGCACCCAGGACCAAGGACUGCUGCACCCCACUUGUUACCUUCCCCAACUUUGAGAAAGAACCAUUGAUAAGCACUCUUUGAGUACAAUUCUGUAGCCAACUGUGGAUCCACCUGAUAGUUCUUCCGUCUAGACCACAUUUAGCUAGCUUGCUAAUCAGAAUAUCAUGGGGCAGUUUGUCAAAAGCUUUGCUGAAGUCGAGAUAUAUUAUGUCCACAGCAUUCCCACAGUCUACAAGGGAGGUUACCCGAUCAAAAAAUGAGAUGAGAUUAGUUUGGCAAGAUUUGUUCUUCAUAAAUCCAUGUUGGCUUCUAGUAAUCACCAUUGUUUUCAAGGUGCUUACAGACUGACUGCUUUAUAAUCUGCUCCAGAAUUUUCCCAGGGAUUGAUGUCAGGCUGACUUGUCUGUAGUUUCCAAGUUCCUCCUUUUUCCUUUUUGAAGAUAGGGACAACAUUAGCUCUCCUUCAGUCAUUCAGCAUUUCACCCAUCCUCCACGAUUUCGCAAAUAUAAUAAAUAGUGGUUCCAAAAGUUCUUUGUAGGAAUUGAGCACUUUUGCCUUUUCUUUGACAUCUGUUAUCAUUUUGCCAUCCUCAUUGAGUACCUCUACCACCAUUUCUUUUCUCUGUCUUUUACUAUGGAUAUACCUUUGUUGCUUUUAGCAUCCCUCCCCAACGUCAGCUCAUUCUCAGUUUUAGUCUUCCUCACACCAAAUCUGCAAUUCCAUGCUGCAUGUCUGUACCUUGUACAUCUGUUUGUGAUCUGGCCUUUCUUCCACUUCCUUUAUUUGUCCUUUUUUGUUUUCAGGUCAUCUCUAAGCUUUUUGUGAAUCCACAUUGGCUUCUUCUGCUGUCUUCUCCUUUUUUUCCUUGAUGGAAUUGUUUGCCAUUGUACCAUUAGAAUUUCCUUUUUUUGAGGAAAACUUAGAAACUUCCACCCUUCUUGGACUUCUUUUCUCAUUAGAGUCUCUUGCCUUGGAACCUUACAUAUUUGAGUUUAUUAAAUAAGCUUUCCUGAAGUCCAGGGUACGCAUAUGGCUACUCUCAGCUUUUGCUUCUUUUAAAAUUAAGAACUCAAGCAUAAAGUGGUCACUUUCCUCUAGAGUUCCCAUAACUGCCACUUCAUCCGCUAAGUCAUUUCUGUUGAUUAGAAUCAAGUCAAGGAUAGCUGGUCAUCUAGUUCACCUGUCGUGUAUGCUUUAACCUGGAUUCUUGCACUGAGCAGGGGGUUGGAUUCAAUGGCCUUAUAGGCUCCUUCCAACUCUACAUUUCUGGGAUUCUAUGACCUCCCAUAUCCAGUCCUCCCAGGGUAUAUCAGGUACCUAAGGACAUGGGAGGUGCACAUAAGACCUCCCAUUUUUUCCAGUGCCUUCUCACAUUGUCUAUAUGCAUAACUAAAAAAACUCAAAGGGCUGCCUCAAAGGUCCACCUACUGCAGCAUCCUAAGUCUCACAGUGGCGAGCCAGAUGUCUCCAGAAAGCCCACUUCAGCUCAGUUGCAUCCCAGCAGCAGGUGUUCAGUGAAAUGCUGCGUUUGAACAUGGACAUUCUCUGGCCAUUGUGACUACUAGCUAUUGAUUGGCCUCUUCUUCAAUUUGUCUAAUUCUCUUUUCAAAACUUCUAAGCCUGGACCCAUCUCCACAUCUUAUGGCAGCGGAUACAUUGUGUGAAGUGCUUUCCCCAUGAGCUUGCAUUGGGAUGGGGGAACGGAGAUAAUGAGCUCUUCUGAGCAAUGUCGGACUCUUCUGUAGGUGCUGUGCUUGCACUCCACUAGAUUUUCUGUCAAGAAAAUGUUUAAUUCUUGUUGGUGUGUUUCUGUAGUAAUUGUUCUAGUGCAGGGAUGGAGAGCCUUUGGCUCUCCAGAUGUUACAGAACUGCAAUUCCCAUCAUCCCUGGCCAUUGGCCAUGCUUGCUGGGGCUGAUGGGAACUGGGAGUUCAGCAACAUCUGGAGGGUCAAAGGCACCCCAUCCCUGUUGCGGUGGGCUGCUCAGCGUUUUAGAUUUGGCACUAUUAGGCAGAUUCUUACAGUGGCUUUCUAGAUCAUAACAUUUUACUAGAAAUUAUUUUGAGAGGGGCUUCUGUAGCACAUUAGAAUUCUGUUUACAACAGAAGCAAAACAGGAGUGCAUUAAUGUUUGUACAAAUAUGUGACUUUCUCAAAGCUGGUGAUGGGGCUGCAUGGUUACAUCACAGGAAGGAGUUGGAGGUCAAAGCUUAGUCAAUGUUUUUAAAUGGUAUAUUUUUCAGAAUCCAAAUGUUACCUGCAAAUUUGCUGAAUUUUAAACUUUUCUGUCACCAUUGUCAUUGCAAUUAGCAUAAUAUAUCACGACUGAAAACCUCAUAGACACUGUGAUGAUUUAAAAUUUGAAUGUGAAAUGCCACAGGAUGCUUUUUACUGAGCUGCGUUGAAAAGGAUAAAUAAAAAGUCAUGUUGGAAAGCA